Molecule: messenger RNA, 141 nt
Organism: Funneliformis caledonium
Lineage: Eukaryota; Fungi; Glomeromycota; Glomeromycetes; Glomerales; Glomeraceae
Source: the annotation of a GenBank genome assembly
AUGCAAAUUGAUGUUAAUGAUAUAUCUAUUUACGAUGACUUUAAUAAUGUUAACCUUCUUAAUGUUAAUGAUGAUGCUGAUAAUUUUUCUAUUUAUAAUAAGCCAGUAAAGAAUAAUGAAGCUACUGUAUUAUGUUAUUAA